Molecule: messenger RNA, 2656 nt
Organism: Blepharisma stoltei
Lineage: Eukaryota; Ciliophora; Heterotrichea; Heterotrichida; Blepharismidae
Source: the annotation of a GenBank genome assembly
AUGACUAGCCAACACCCAUAUUCACUUAGUCCAAAACGCCCACAAACCUUAACUAGUUUGCAUCCCCGUGUAUCAUUUGCAGACCAAACGCAAGUUCUUCCAAAUACUUCAUUUUCCCAUUAUAAACCUCCGAUCCCAAAAAAUCUCAAAAUAAAAGAUCUUCAUCAUUCCUCAUCGCUUACUUCUCCCCUUAAAAGCAAAUCAAAAUCCUAUAUCCUCUUCUCACUAAAUAUUUAUGUUUUAAUUAAUUUUUACACAUUUAAAAAAAACCCUUAACCAUUCACUUUUAUCAUAUAUAGUUCUCUACAAGAACAAAGCUCCUAUAUAGAGUCUCCCAAUAAAACCUUUAUGGUAAUUUAUAAUCAGACUGAAAACGAAUUUUGAUCAAAUGACCAGCUUAAAAUUGUUGAAAGGUAUUUAUAAUGCAGACUUGAGAAUACUAUUAAAGAAAAAAACGCAUUAAUUUAUGAUUUAGAAAGAGAAAAUAAAUCAUUGAAAGACCAAUUGGAUGAAGCCAAUGCACAUUUAAAGAAAAUUUUGAAAAAAUCGAAUUAUAUGAAAGAAAGGAUUGAGUCUACAAAUGAGUGAAGGCUAAGGGCGCUUGACGCUAACUUAGAAUCAAGCAAAAAGCUCAGCGAAAUUUAUACCACAAACCAAUUAUUAGAAAGGAAAUAUAAAGAUUUAGAAAAGUUGCAUUUGAACGCAAGGAAUAAAAUGAUGGGAAUGGACCAAAAACUGAAAAAAGCUUAUAAGGAUAUUGAAGAUAUGAAAGAAAAUUAUGAAAAUAGUGAAUUUAAAAUUGAGGCAAAUCGGACUAUGAAAAUGAAAUGUUUAUAUUUAUACCAAUUUAAAUUAAUUUAUUAAAAAUAAAAAAAAUCAGGACUUUAUGUCUUAUUUAUAUAAAUAAAAAAAAAUAUUAAAAAACUUGUUUAGUAAAACCCCACCCAAAGUUGUCCUCAUGAAAUAUAUGGAACUAGAAGACUGAUUUAUGCCAACCUUAUGCAGGAUUGUUGAACUAAACAACUCCAUUGAAAUUUUGAAUUUAGAAGGAAAUUUAUUUACUGAUAAAUGCUUGCCUGCGUUAUGUGACUUAAUUUCUACCACAACAGGAAAUCUCACAAAAAUCAAUUUAAACUUCAAUAAAAUUGGUGUCGAUGGGGCUUGGGAGAUCAUGAAAGCGAUACAAAUAAGAGAUGAAAAUACAAGAAAUGCAGACAAUAAAAUGAUCAAAAAAAUAAAAUUGAGCUAUAAUUUGAUAGAAAGGCCUAAUGAGCUGUUUUUAAAAGCUUGGGAUUUUUUAAAAGGUGCAAGAGAAGCAAUUCCUCAUUUGACUGUAAAACGAAAAGAUUUAGCCAAUGCCAGUGCAAUGUCAGCAAAUAAAGUAUUUAAGCAAUUUAUUGACAAUUUUCACGACAUUCGUGAAGUAAAAAUGCUGAUGUCUGUUUUAGAUCGAAUUAUUAUUGUAGAGACAAAUACAGAAGAAAUUUCCACAAAAUUUCAAAAAAAUAAAUGGACGGCUGUAAAAAGCUAUACCAAUUUAUAUUAAAAUCAUCUCCACAAGCUUUAUUUUUUAUAAUAAAUAAAUCAAUGAAAAUUAUAUAUCAAAGCUCAAUUCUUGAAAAAUAUUCACAAGAUAUAAAAAAUAUGAAUUUAAAUGGAAUCACCGCAGACCCUGUAGAAAAACACAACAUGAUUUCUACCCUUAUAAAAAAUGACGAUGAAUUUGUUAGAAAUAAAUUUAUCGGGGAACAUCAAAAAAAAGUUGAAACACAAAAUACAGAAAAUCAUCAAGAAUUAGAUAUAAGGAGACUAUUACAAAAAAAGCCAGGAUUUCCGCUGAGUGCAGUAGAAAAUGCACUAAAAGAAGGUGUUGAUAUAAAUUCUUUUGAUAAAGUAUUAGAUAUGACGCUACUUAUAUAUGCAGCGAGUAUUGGGAAUUUAAAGCUUGCACAGCUACUUGUAAGGAAAAAUGGAAAUUUAGAGCUCAGAAAUGUAAUUUAUAAUCAGAAAAAAGGGGAGGAUGCGUUUUUAAUUGCAUGUGACAAUGAUCGAUAUGAUAUUUGUGAAUUUUUAUAAUGAGUUGAGAUGAAUUUAUAAUAAAUUAAGCAAAUUUAUCAGAAAAUUUUGAUUAAAAGACAAUAAAAUACUUUUUAGUGGCUGCAAAAUUAAUUCGUCUGAUAUAAAAGGCGCAAAUGCUAUACACAAAGCUGUCAGAAAAGGAAAAUCUCACUCUAUAUGUCGAUUAGUCGAAAUGGGAAUGUCCGUCAACUGAGUCGAUAAUCGGUCGAAAACGCCUUUACAUUAUGCUGCAGUUUCUGGAAAUACAGAAAUCGGGGCUUUAUUAGUGCAGCUAGGCGCAGAUUUAAACCCUAUUGAUAGUAAAGGAAGAAGCCCUGCUGCAUUAGCUGAAGACAAAGAAAAAUUCCACUUCGCUGAUCAGCUUGUAAAACUAGGAGCCAAAAAAUUAAGAGCAGUUAACACUACACAAGAAGAAGAGGAUAAAAGCAAUUAUUUUCAAAAAAAGUAAGAAAUAAAUAGUCUGCCGCUUGCAAGGGUUGCUGAAGAUGUUUCGAAAACGCUUUUUGACGCAUCAAAAAUGUAUAAGGAACUACAAAGAGCUCAAGAAAUUAUUGAUACUAAAUUUCAAAAUAAUUAA